Molecule: messenger RNA, 2556 nt
Organism: Ceratitis capitata (Mediterranean fruit fly)
Lineage: Eukaryota; Metazoa; Arthropoda; Insecta; Diptera; Tephritidae
Gene: zuc
Product: mitochondrial cardiolipin hydrolase
Exons: 4
Coding region: 638-1456 (272 amino acids)
Biological process (GO): piRNA processing
Cellular component (GO): mitochondrion
Molecular function (GO): RNA endonuclease activity producing 5'-phosphomonoesters, hydrolytic mechanism
Source: RefSeq, a predicted model, not a curated record
CACUAAUUCUCGCCGGACAGCUGAUUUGGCUGUCAAGCUUUCUGAACGAACAACACGUGCAUUUUGGCCGCUGCAUCUCGCAAAUCUAUUUUUUGCAAUCUCACAUCAUUUCCGUUUCGUUGCAAUAGUAAGUUACUGGAGAUAAAGAUUAAUUAAAUAAGUUUGUAAAUAAAGUGUUUUAACUACAUAUAAAUAUUUCAUCGUUUGGGAAUUAUCUCAUUAAAAAAAUAUUGCAUAGCACGGCUGACACCGGCUGGUGCAUGCAUGUUUAUUGCUUCGGUUUUUUGCAAUUAGCUUGUGCAAAAGCUAAGAUUUAGUGAAACUGCAUCGAAAGUGAUUUUUUUUUUUAAGUGUUAGUGUUUAUUUUUUACACUAUUGAAAAUAUUGAAAAAGUUAAAUAAUUUAUUACCAUAUUUUGUGUACACAACUACAUUGCAAGAAAGCACAUUCCCUUCUUUUUCCCUUUUGUAGCGCAACAAAAUCCAACAAAAGCAGAGCAAAUACCCCAAUUGUGUUUGUGAAAUAUAAAUUGUGCAUACAUUUUUUAAAAAGGCAAAGUAAGUGUAUUGAGAAAGAAAAUUGAAAAAUAUUUCAAAGUGAAAGUGAAAUCUACUCGAAAAUUAUUAAUUUAUAGAAAAUGUUGGAACAUCGUAUGUUGCGCUACACUUUUUAUAGCCUGACUACGGGGCUUUCGGUAGUGUUGUUGUCAGAAGUAAUUUAUCGUGGAUAUUUGUACGUGCGCGAACGUUUGUGGCGUCGCGAUGCAUCUGAUGACGAAAUUGCCGAAGUUAUCUGGACGAAUGAGUUGACGCAAAUUUGUGCUGGUAGUCAUAUACUAAAAUCGCCAACCGUGCAUAAUAGCCCUUCAAAAGUGAGCUCAGGCCUCUCCUCCAACGGUAUGAUUGAAAAUGGUCAUAUUACGAAAUUGCCAAGUCCAAGUAAUAGUCCUAUAUGUAAUAAUCGCUUUUGUGCUGAUCGUAAUGUCGGGCGUUUAAUAUCUUUACUCGAUGAGUCGAAAUAUACAAUAGAUCUAGCGAUGUAUACGUUUACUUCAUAUGUUUUGUGCCAGGCGUUCAUGCGUGCCAUUCGAAGAGGUGUCUCCGUGCGUAUAAUAAGUGACAAAGAAAUGGUAUACUCAAGUGGAUCUUAUAUUAUAACAUUAACGAAAGCAGGUGUACCAGUGCGUUGUCCAAUGACCACCAUGCUAAUGCAUCAUAAAUUUUGUCUAAUUGAUGCGCCAAAACGGGCGCAAUCAGUUUUAGCUAACGUCGACAAAUUAUACGAUUCUCGUAAUGUGAAAGGUGUUCUCAUGUCCGGUUCACUAAAUUGGACAAUGCAGGGGUUCGGUGGCAAUUGGGAGAAUAUUGUUGUCAGCUCGAAUAAAAUGUUAGUAGAACAAUUCGAAGAUGAAUUUCAACGAAUGUGGUUAGCUUUCGCUCCUCGGAUGAGUACCUAAACAACGAAAUCCAUAAGCGGCGUGUACAUAAUGCAGAACAUUUCCAUUGCGGUCAUUGGCAUUUGACCGUGUUGCAAUAAAUUUAUUAAUCAAGCUUACUUUAACUGGAUCCCCUGCGCAAAUAAUAAUAACAAUAAGACAGGUCUUCGACAUGAGAAAUGCAAAUAAUAAACACGUGAGUGUGUAAAUGUAUGUACCUAUGUACACCCAUAUAUGAUUAAAAAAGUCUGCAUUGCAUAUGUAUUAUUUAUUUCACCAUUAAAUAUCUACAUAUUUUUGAAAUAUACUUAAGCCUGUGCGCUAAUAAAUAGGAACAAUUUCACAUUCGUACAUUUGUAUGUACGAGUAUGUACAUUGAUUAAUAGUCGACGGUUAAAGCACCCUGAAGGAAAAGAGAGUAAUUGUUAACUGAAGUGCUACUAAUUUGUAUUUCUUAUUUUAAGUUUGCCAAAGUAAGCGACUGAAAAAGGCGGUGUCGUCCAAGCAAGAUUUCAGAUUAAGCAUUACUUUCAUACUAGUUAAAAACUAGUUAAUUGAUGCUUGUUGGAUUUCUACUGCGAGAUAUCUGGUGGACGGAGAUUUAUCAAAGAACAUUCUCCCGAAAAUAAGCGAAAUUGUCUCCGAGAGUCCUCAAAUUAUUGAAGAGAGAUCGUUGUACCAGAUGAGCUCUCAGAUGAGCUCAAUGGCCUGUAGUUGUGAUUGGUCUGUACUCCUUUGAAAACGAUUGCGAAGCUGACAAUGUCAAUUCGGAGCGCUCUGGUCGUAUGAAAACCGACUUGUUUUUGUUCUACAAUAGAAGAACACGACUUUGAAAGUAAAUGGUUUCUGUAAGAUGGUGCCACAGGCCAUACAACACAGGCGGAUAUCGCUUUAUAGCGCGAGGAAUUUUCCGGUCGCGUAAUCUCUCUCCUCUGUGGUGUCAAUUGGCCACCGAGAUUUUGCGAUUUGACACCUUUUAACUUAUUUUGUGGGACUACACAAAAGACUCUAUUUAUGCGGAUAAACCUCUCUUGAACACUCGUAUAGCAUCGAGACACCGUGCAUUAUGUGCCAAAAAAUGAUCUAAACUUAACGCAAACGGAUCGAUCUUGCAUGAUAUA